This is a messenger RNA of Guillardia theta CCMP2712, 1065 nucleotides long. RefSeq lists its product as hypothetical. Lineage: Eukaryota; Cryptophyceae; Pyrenomonadales; Geminigeraceae. Bases 1 to 1065 code for a protein of 354 amino acids. The record is from RefSeq and is a predicted model, not a curated record. The transcript has 2 exons.
AUGAGCAGGGAAAAAAGGAGAUCGAUAUCUGCUCUCCUGCUCCCCUUGCUUGCUCGCCCCUUCCCCCGCGUCCUAGAGCAUGUGUUGCUCCAGGUGGUCGCAGAGAUCCUUGUUAGCAGGAUGAAGCUUGCCGCUCUUCUCGCAGCAGACUCCUCCUCCCCCCUCCUUGAUGACGUCACUUCGAUCCUCCGCCUGCUCGCGUCCGACUUCCUGAAGCACCUGGAGGGAGCAGGAGGAGGGGCAGGGGCAGGAGCAGGAGGAGUUUCUAGCUGGCAGAUGCGGGUGCUCGAGAGUGUAUUGCGGGAACUCAAGAACAGCUUGAUCGUUCAGAAGCAGGAGAAUGACCAAGAGGAGGAGGAGGAGGAGGAGGAGGAGGAGGAGGAGGAGGAGGAGGAGGAGCAAGAGGAGGGAGACGGAGACGGAGGCGAAGAUGAGGUGCAUGACGAUGAAGCAAAGGAUGACGACGACGACGACGACGACGACGGGGAGGAAGACGAGGAGGACGAUGAGCAGAUCUGUUGUGUGCAAGGGAGGGAGCGACAGAGGAGGUUCACAACAUUAGCACGCAGGUUCCUCUCUCAGACCAUGGGCGUCAUAGCUGCCAUGGCCAGCAGGAAGCUGGAGGAGGAGGACGAGGAGGAGAUCCCAGCUGGAGGAGCUACUGGGGGCAGGCUCGAGCUGAUCUCCUCCUUCCUCUCUGUGGGGCAUCGAGCACACAAGAUGCUUCUCCUCUCCCUCCCUUCACUCCUCCCCUCCGUCUGCUUCCUCCUCCGCUCCCGCUGCUUCCUCGACGACUGCGGUGACUCUGCUGCCAUCUUCCUCCGGAGGAAGACUAUCGCCCUGCUGCUCAAGUCAGCUGCUGUGCUCGAGGAUGAGGAGCACCUAGAGUGGAUCCUCCAAAGUGAGAACAACGAGGAUAGAGAUGGCAAGGAGGAGCAGGAGCAGGGGCAGGAGCAGGAGCAGAGCACAAACCGAAGGCCGCAAAAGCGACAGAAGAGCUCUCAAGAUACGAAAGGCUCUCGCGCUUCUAGCUCCUUCCUGUUGCAGAAGAUCAUUUCUGUGUGA